Molecule: messenger RNA, 3288 nt
Organism: Drosophila biarmipes
Lineage: Eukaryota; Metazoa; Arthropoda; Insecta; Diptera; Drosophilidae
Exons: 1
Coding region: 170-2614 (814 amino acids)
Source: RefSeq, a predicted model, not a curated record
GGACACGAAGGAUAAACGGGCGAUAAGAGAAUGGCCGAUAAGAGCUCCACCCAGUCAUAGAAAAGAUGUAAAUCCCGCAGCGGAAAGAAAUCGUUACAUUUUUUUAUUUUCCACUCGCAUUACAUUCACCGCUCCCCCGCCCGCGCCCUCCAGGACCAGUUGCCGCAAGAUGGACCACAACGAGAUCUCCAUGAGCAUGGACGUCAAGCUGGAUACACACGACAAGCGUCCAGUGGCGCUCCGCUACAAGACGUGGACCCGCUGCCAGGUGAAAAUAGAGGCCAUCAAGUGUGUGCCCUGCUUCCUGCGGCUCAGCUUCCAGGCCCAGGAGACGGAGGGUCAGGAGUUCCAUCCCGCCAAGCCCAUUAGUGUCUCUGUGAACGUUCCUGGUGUCAGCCUCAGCCUGGCUACAUCGCGCACCAAGCAGCACUCCUACGGACUGUUCUGGACGCAGAACCGACGCGACUGCUUCAUAUACUUUGCCCUGGAGACGGAGACUUCCUGCCGGCGCCACAUGAAGUGGAUGCGGAAGUCGAUAAAGAACCUGGAACUGUACCGACAGGUCUUCCUCGAGCAGCGUCGCCUGAGCAGGGGCCCCGGCGCUCUUGGCCCGCUGCCCAAUCUGCCAGACACCCUGGACGCAAGCGCUCUCUCGCCGCGCGUCUCGCAGAUCUACGAGGAGAUCUUCGACGGCAGCCGCAUCUCGCGCGUCUCCAUCGCAUCGGGCAUCUAUGAGGAAAUGAAGCCAUCGGUCAUGAAGAUCCCGUCACCGCCGCCACUACCCGCACAUCCUCACCGCCAGCGCAUUAACACUUUUGAGUGCGCCCAGCUGGGCGAGAUUCCGCGGUCCAGCACCAAUCCCGAGUCGGAGCUGGCCAAGAAAAAGAAGUACAAGAACAUGCUGGACAGCCUGUUCGGUGUACAGCGCCAAAAGCGUUCCGGCAGCAUCAGCGAACUGGUCCACGAGCCCUCAAACCAGGAGGAGGUCCUGCCGCUCUACGAGAACGCUCCCACCCCGGAGCCAGUGCUCCCGGUUAAGCGCACAUCCCAAUUAAGCAAGUCCCAGCGCAACAGCUUCUCGAGUCCGGACCUCUCCAAGCUGAAUUUCCUGGACACCUUCGGAGAAUAUUUCGGAGAACAGAACCACGAGUCGAGCCUGGAACUGAACAUCAGUCUGGACGAGUCGGCCAUUGAGCCGAUAUCGCGAAAUCAGCUUGUGGCGCAGAUCACCAGCAAACUGACCACGGCCGACUCCCUGGAAAGCCUUAACGUAUCCGAGCAACUGCCGUACAAUUUCAACUUUUCCGCUUGCAACACGUCCACCAUCAAUCUCAUCGGAUCGCACGGAGCUGUUCCGCAGAGUAAUCUACUGAAGAAAAAUAAGAUCGUGGAGGAGGACCUCACGGGAUACUGCGUGAUGGCGCCCAUUUUAAAGGCGACGGUGAAGGAGCUGCCACCGCAGCCAGCCGGCAGUACGGUCUCCACCUCCUCCGGUUAUUCCACUGGAUCCUACUGCUCCUCCACCAGCAGCUGCAACACGGAGGAUCAGCCCACCAAGACCCAGGUGCCCGACGAGAGUGCCAUUUACGAAGCCAUGCAUGGUAGUUCGUUGAACAGUACUGUCGGGGCGGCUGCAGCUGGAUUUGCAGAGCAUCUUUACGAGAACCUGUUGGCAGUCAAGGCCGCACAAGAGCUGGAGGCACAGCCGCUUGGCUUUGGACUAAGCACCAGCACACCCACCGAAUCUCCCCUGGCGCCUCCUUUGCCGCAAAAGGGAACGCCCAAACAGAAUACAUUCCAGCAGAAGCCAGAGGAGGAGAACUUCUACCAAACACCGAGGAAGUCGAUCAUCAGUGUGGACGAGAAGAUUCCCUCAUACUAUCCCAACAGCUGUGACACCCUGAAGUCAAAGCGACGCAGUCCCGCCGAUCAUGGACCCAGUCUUAGGCACUUGGUCAGUUCCAAGUUGCGUCGCGAGCGAAAGGAGAACCUCUACAUUUCAUCGCCCCAACAGAUCAUUGAACAGCGCCACAAGGCGGACACCAUCUCAACAUCAACAUCAUCAGUUAAGACUAAAAUCUCAAACAAGAAGACUGCCGCCCACAAAAUCUCUGAGAGCGUUUAUGCCGUCACACAUCCUGUGAAGCGGCCGAAUAGCACCAAUAGUAACAACACCCACCAAAACAACAACAAUAAUAAUGAAGGCGUGGAUGAUGAGCUACUACACCUCACCAUGCUGAAGAACAUAGACUUCAAGUUCGAUGACGGACAAGUGGCCGACGAUUCUGGACAGGCGAAAGCGAUGGUGCUUGCGCAGCCCAAGAUGGAGAAGAAGGAGGAUCACUUUCAGGCGGCGGAGCAGGCCGCUCGUCUCCUGCAGAAGUACGCCACGCUGGCCAAAAUCGGUCAUUCGCCGAGUAAAGCCAAGACCCAGGCAGAAACCCCACCGGAGCCCAUGGUGCAGUCGGUGGCCCCGAGCAACGAGCUGCAACCCGCGGGAGGCGGCAUGAGGAAGUUUGCCUCGCUGCCUCGCUUCAAGAAAAUUGACUUUUCUCCGCUGAAGAUGAGGCUCAACAAUGUCCUGCAGAGAAAUCCGCCGUCGCCGCAGCAGUAGCGGGGAUCUCUCCGCUUUCCGUAUCAAUGUCUAACACUUCGCUGUGGAAACACACUGCUUUUUUGAAUUUUGCUUUUUAUGUUGUAGGUUCUUGUGAUUGUGAUCUGCCCACCAAUCUUGUGUUAAUUGGUCAAGUUGAUGUCAUCAGCUCAUUAUUAUGUUAUCCGAGUAUGUAAUACGCUUUCCCACGAUGCAUUUAGUCUUAAGCCUUAUAGGUUGAUCUUGCUUUGUCAGAGGUAUUUUAACGAAUCAUAUCCGGCUCCACUUGAGGAGUCCACUAGUAUUACUGUUGUGAACUUACGAUGAAUGUCUAAGAUUUAUACAUAUGAAUAUGCUCAAUUAUGGAAAUUUACAAAACGCUUUUAUACGAAUUAAAGGAAAACCAUAUUGUUGAAUUAUUUAGGCGCCUCGUUGUUAAAAAGAAACUAAAUUUAGCUAAACAAGUUCUAAUUUUACACAAUUAUAUUAUAUACCAAAAUGAGCUGGCGUCGUUACCGGUAUUUCGGGACGGCGUGAGCUUAGAACUACGCUUUUUGGCUUCGCAUAACAUAUCAGAAAUUAGUUAAUCCAACGAUAAAGUGCUUAGACAUAGCAUAACCAAAGCUCAAUUGUACCGUGACUAAACGUAAGCUUACAAAUAAAUCAAGCCGCAAAAUAAAUAAACUUUACAGCCA